Molecule: messenger RNA, 1075 nt
Organism: Amaranthus tricolor (Joseph's coat)
Lineage: Eukaryota; Viridiplantae; Streptophyta; Magnoliopsida; Caryophyllales; Amaranthaceae
Product: probable phospholipase A2 homolog 1
Exons: 4
Coding region: 76-513 (145 amino acids)
Biological process (GO): phospholipid metabolic process; pollen development; pollen germination
Molecular function (GO): A2-type glycerophospholipase activity; calcium ion binding
Source: RefSeq, a predicted model, not a curated record
AACUUCACAAUCGCCAUUGUUGUACUUGGUUGGCGUGUUUUGAAGUAAAUUUUAGUUCUACGACCCAAAAACAAAAUGCGAGAAGUCUACGUCAUCGUCUGUAAAAAUGCGAUCCAAGUUUUUCUCAUUUUAUCUCUCCUUGUCGUCGCCGAUUCAUCUACCAAUGAUUCUCAGAUCCAAUGCAGCAAAAGUUGCUUGGCGUUAAAUUGUGAUAAUGUUGGGAUUAAAUAUGGCAAAUAUUGUGGGGUUGGAUACAGUGGAUGUCCAGGUGAAAAGCCUUGUGAUGAUGUCGACGCUUGCUGCAGAACUCACGACGAAUGUGUCGAAAAAAAUGGUAUGAUAAAUGUAAAAUGUCAUGAGAAGUUCAAGAGAUGCAUCAAGAAAGUGCAGAAAUCUGGAAAGGCUGGAUUUUCAAAAGAUUGCCCUUAUGAUGUUGUGGUUCCGACCAUGGUGCAAGGAAUGGAUUUGGCUAUAUUGAUGAGUCAACUAGCUACUCCGAAGAUUGAACUAUAGCCCAUUUCUGUAUCAAAUUCAGAGCAGAAUCCUUAAGAUUAUCUACAUUCUACUGUUGUCAAAGAAAAGAGUUAAAAAUUUGUGCUGCAGGAUAUAUAGGACGAGUCUACGAUGCAUUGAGGAAUUACUAUACAUUGAUACACAAUUGUUGGAAGGUUAAUUUUUCUUACAUUCAUCAUUGGUAUGUAAAGGAUUCGUGCAGAUUUUGAUGUCUUAUUUGAUAUGGAUAUUCAUUGUCAAUGAAUCUCGUUUUAAAAAGGUGGGGGUACUAAAUUAUUUUGUAUCUAGUCUUAUAUUUAUCUACUACCCACUAAACCCCACUCGAACUGGAGCGGAUCGAAUGUGGUGCAAAGUCCGUAAAGUUCUACCCGCCUAUCACCCCUAAGCCUAAUUAUGAAGCUUGGAAGAAGUUUAUAUAACCAAUAUCACUUCACCAACGAUUCAGCAUAUUGUUAAUCCAUGCUCGUUCGCACACUUGUACAUAUUUUAUUAUUUUGUUAACUAUUUUUGUAAUUUAAAAAUGGGAAAUUUGCAAAGAAAUACCUUUUAAAACCCCUUUUUU